GCCACGGGAGGCUGAGCGAGCGAGAGGGCGAGAGAGCGAGAGAGAGAGAGAGAGCGAGAGAGCGAGCGCGCACCCUCCGGGAGCCGCCUGCGCCUCCCCGCGGCCCGGGGCGCACGUGCCUGGGCCAGGGCCAAGGCCAGCGGCCACUCCGUAGUAGCCGGGGCGGGUGGGGAGCGACUGGCUCCGGGCCGCGGCCGUCGCCCGCCCGCCCGCCGGCUCCCGUGGUUGGGCGGAGGAAGCGCGGGACUCCUCCUCCUCCCCGCCGUAUUAACAGGCACCCAGGGGCGGGUGACCGGCCCAGCCUCGCCGCCCCUGCCCGCUGCUGCGUCCCGGCGCUCAGUCUCCGCGCCAGAGGCGAGCCUUGCGCCCUGGGCGCCGCCGCAAUCGAGAGGACGCGGCCUCGCAGACACCUUCCUCCGGCGGGGAGCGGCCGGAGCGGCAGCGCCUGGCUGGGCGCCUUCCCGUCACCUCGCUGAGGGGCGUCCCCGGCCGCGGGACCACCGUUCCGGCCCGAGCUCCGAGGUUCGUAGGACGGUCGGACGGACAGACGGACAGACGCCACCAGCGAGUUCCGGACUGGAACUGCGGGCAGCGGCAAGAAACAGUGAGUGGUACUGCUGGACCACUUCUAGUGACAACAGUUCAUACCUUUUCCUGGGACACUUUCUUCAGAAGACCAGCACACGUCCAGUUUGCUCGGCUAUCCUCCGAAAUUAACAGGGUUCUUCUAGAGUGGACAUCUUUAGUCUCAACAAGACUGAGCAGUUGAGCAUCACAUACCAGGAGUGACGCCCGCAUACCAAUAUCAGCGGCGGCGGCAACUUGAAGCUUGUACACCUCCUUCUGGGUUGGAAGCAAGAGAAAUGAAAGCGUGAUCGUCAAAGGUUACAUCUGCUCUGGGACGUGCUGAAUGUCACUCGAAGGUCCCUGUGCCUGCUUCAGAGAACUCCUGUUGAAUGACAAGGACGCUGAGCACAGUUUUUUCCCAAGACGGGUCUGGAACUUAACGGGGUUCCCAUGACCCCUGCGAUUGCUUCCGGUCAGCAAUGAAAGGGUUAUCGGGUAGCCGCAGCCACCACCACGGGAUCACCUGCGAGUCGGCCUGUGACUCACUGGCACACCACUCGGACCACAAGCCCUACUUGCUGAGCCCCGUGGACCACCACCCAGCGGACCAUCCUUACUACACCCAGCGGAAUUCCUUCCAGGCCGAGUGUGUGGGGCCCUUCAGCGACCCGCUGGCCAGCAGCACGUUCCCACGCAGGCACUACACCUCGCAACAGGAGCUGAAGGACGAGAGUGCCCUGGUGCCACGCACACUGGCCACCAAGGCCAAUCGCAUCCCGGCCAACCUGUUAGAUCAAUUUGAAAGGCAGCUGCCCCUCAGCCGGGAUGGUUACCACACACUCCAGUACAAGCGCACCGCUGUGGAGCAUCGUAGCGAUAGCCCAGGCCGCAUCCGCCACCUGGUCCACUCGGUCCAGAAGCUCUUCACCAAGUCGCAUUCCCUGGAGGGGCCGUCCAAAGGGAGCGUCAAUGGAGGCAAAGCCAGCCCCGACGAGUCGCAAACUGUGAGAUACGGCAAGCGAAGCAAGAGCAAGGAGAGGCGGUCAGAGUCCAAAGCCAGAUCCAAUGCCUCCAACGCUUCCCCAACCUCUCCCAGCUGGUGGAGCUCAGAUGACAACCUGGAUGGCGACAUGUGCCUCUACCACACGCCCUCGGGUGUGAUGACCAUGGGCAGGUGCCCCGACCGCUCGGCUUCGCAGUACUUCAUGGAAGCCUACAACACCAUCAGCGAGCAGGCGGUGAAGGCCUCCCGGAGUAACAAUGAUGUCAAGUGCUCCUGUGCUAACCUGCCGGUAGUCAGUCUGGAUGCCCCGCUUCUGAAGAAGAGUGCCUGGUCCUCCACUCUCACCGUGAGCAGAGCCCGAGAGGUUUACCAGAAAGCCUCGGUGAAUAUGGACCAGGCCAUGGUGAAGUCUGAAGCUUGCCAACAGGAGCGGUCCUGCCAGUACCUACAGGUUCCCCAAGAUGAAUGGACAGGGUACACACCUCGUGGGAAAGAUGAUGAGAUUCCGUGCCGAAGGAUGCGAAGUGGCAGCUACAUCAAAGCCAUGGGGGAUGAGGACAGCGGAGACUCAGACACGAGCCCCAAGCCUUCUCCCAAAGUGGCUGCGCGGAGAGAAAGCUAUCUCAAGGCUACACAGCCCUCCCUCACGGAGCUCACCACACUCAAGAUCUCCAAUGAACACUCACCCAAACUCCAGAUCCGGAGUCACAGUUACCUGAGGGCCGUGAGUGAAGUCUCCAUCAACAGAAGCCUGGACAGCCUGGACCCUGCAGGCUUGCUCACAUCGCCAAAGUUCCGCUCCAGAAAUGAGAGCUACAUGCGCGCCAUGAGCACCAUCAGCCAGGUGAGCGAGAUGGAGGUGAACGGACAGUUCGAGUCCGUGUGUGAGUCUGUGUUCAGCGAGCUGGAGUCGCAGGCUGUGGAAGCUCUCGACCUGCCUAUGCCUGGCUGCUUCCGCAUGCGGAGCCACAGCUACGUGCGGGCCAUCGAGAAGGGCUGCUCCCAGGACGACGAGUGCGUCUCACUGAGGUCGUCCUCCCCUCCCCGCACCACCACCACAGUGAGGACCAUCCAGAGCAGCACCGGUGUCAUAAAACUGAGUUCUGCCGUUGAAGUGUCAUCUUGCAUUACAACAUAUAAGAAGACACCACCUCCAGUCCCACCCAGAGCCACCACGAAACCCUUCAUUUCUAUCACAGCUCAGAGUAGUACAGAGUCUGCGCAGGACGCCUACAUGGACGGACAGGGCCAGCGCGGAGACAUGAUCAGCCAGUCUGGCCUCAGCAACUCCACCGAAAGCCUGGACAGUAUGAAGGCUCUGACGGCCGCCAUCGAGGCCGCAAAUGCCCAGAUCCACGGCCCAGCGAGUCAGCACAUGGGCAAUAAUGCCGCCGCUGCCACCACCGCCACCACCAUAGCCACUGUCGCCACCGAGGACAGGAAGAAAGACUUCAAGAAAAACCGAUGCCUCUCUAUCGGGAUACAGGUGGAUGAUGCUGACGAGCCUGAGAAGCCAGGGGAGAAUAAGGCGCCCAGUAAGUUCCAGUCCGUGGGAGUGCAAGUCGAAGAGGAGAAGUGCUUCCGCAGGUUCACUCGGUCCAACAGUGUGACCACCGCAGUGCAGGCUGACCUGGACUUCCAUGACAAUCUGGAAAAUUCUCUGGAAUCUAUAGAGGACAAUUCGUGUCCCGGCCCGAUGGCCAGGCAGUUCUCCCGGGACGCCAGCACCUCCACGGUCAGCAUCCAGGGUUCAGGAAACCAUUACCACGCCUGCGCGGCCGACGAUGACUUUGACACGGAUUUUGACCCCUCCAUCCUGCCUCCUCCGGACCCCUGGAUUGACUCUAUCACAGAAGACCCUCUGGAGGCCGUUCAAAGGUCCGUGUGCCACCGGGAUGGCCACUGGUUCCUGAAGCUUCUCCAGGCAGAGCGGGACCGCAUGGAAGGCUGGUGCCAGCAGAUGGAGAGGGAAGAGCGGGAAAACAACCUCCCCGAGGACAUUCUAGGGAAAAUCCGAACCGCGGUGGGCAGCGCCCAACUUCUCAUGGCGCAGAAAUUCUACCAGUUCAGAGAGCUGUGUGAAGAGAACCUGAAUCCCAAUGCGCAUCCAAGACCCACUUCCCAGGAUUUGGCGGGGUUUUGGGACAUGCUGCAGUUGUCCAUAGAAAAUAUUAGUAUGAAAUUUGACGAACUUCAUCAGUUAAAGGCCAAUAACUGGAAACAGAUGGAUCCUCUUGACAAGAAGUUAUCCCACAACGAAGAUUACAAAUGCCCCGAAGAAGUGAUGCAAAGAAAUCGUUACAUGUGGUUUAUUGGAGCGAAGGGCCCCUCCUCCAGUGCCAAAGAAGCCGGCGAAGGGCCCCGCGCCGCUGAUCCGGGAGCGCUCGCUGGAGAGCUCGCAGCGCCAGGAGGCCCGCAAGCGCCUGAUGGCUGCCAAGCGCGCCGCGUCGGUCCGCCAGAACUCGGCCACCGAGAGCGCGGAGAGCAUCGAGAUCUACAUCCCCGAGGCGCAGACCCGGCUCUGAGCGCCGCAGAGGACCUUCCCGCCGCCCUGCCCUCGGCCGCCUCCCCGUUCCCCUCUCCGUCUCUGAGCUCAGUGACCGCCACCGUCCUGGCGCCCCGCUUCCUGGACCGCUUGGCCCAUCUUCUCCACCGAGCUUCGCGCCCCUGUCCUGAAGCCUCGUGCAGACAUCCAAACCCUUUCUUUUCUGGAACAAGCAAAGCCACCUGUGUAGAAAAGGACACCUUGUAGGUCACUCACCUUCCUCAGUUCUUUCAAACUAGUGUGUCCCUAGAACUCAGCAAUAUAAAACCAUAGGGUAUUUCAGAAACCCGGUAUCACACAGGGUGAUCCUCUGAGACUUAACCGUCUUCCACGUGAAAGAAACGAGGGCUCGCGUCCCUUUAUUUGCCCCCCCCCCAAACAGUUAUUUUUACAAGCAGGCAGAGCGCUUUAUUUCUAACAUCAGAAAUCACACCGUCUUGUCGGAACCCAUGGUGACCGAGAGAGAGGGACCAAAGCUGACCUGGGGUUGGGGGCCUGGGUGUUAGAGAAGGGUAAAGUGUGUACCUUUGCAGCUGUACAAACUGCCUCUCUGGUACUUCAUUCAAACCGCUUCAGACGUUUCAAUCAGCAGAAGAUUGUAAAUUCAAUCUUUCAGGGAAAUUAUUCUGAAAGGCAAUAAAAUGAAGAAAGUUAAGGCAAAGGAAGGUUUAAGAUCCUAUAUAAGGAAUCUAUUUAUUUCUCUUAUUAUUAAGAAAAUUUAGACCUGAAAUGUUUUCUCAACUUUUCUUGUACUCUGUGUAUUAUAAUGUCAUGGCCGUGGUUUUUUAAAUGGGGGGGGAGGGGGAGAAAGAGUUGGUUCAGGUAGUUUAGCGUCCAUCCGCGUGGGCUCACUUAAGAUUUCACACACACACACACACACACACACACACACACACACACACACACGUAAGAACACUUCUGCUUCCAAAAGACGGCCAGGUCAUUUCCAGAGAAGAGUUCCGGUUCCCUGCCACCCCUUCGAAGGCUACAUACAUAUCUGUCUAGUUUAGCCCAGCGCGUCAUAUUUCGGGGCUCUCCCCUCGCUCCCGUACAGGGUUCACGUGUUCCCAGCACAGGGUUUCCUCCUCUAGCAAAUGAAUAAACUUAAAAAGGUUGUCUACCCCAGUUGCCAUGCCGCCCCAUUCCAAAGAGCUACAACCAUCAUGAUCCCGAAGUUCCAGGUAGAGAGAAGUCUUUCGAUGCGCAGGGACCAAGAGCUGUAAGGAGCAAGGGAAGUCGGCGCUCGUAAACGCUGAUAGACAAAUCCGUGCUUUGGGUUGGAUUCCAGACUUUCUCUUGGCUUGCAGGUUAGUCGUGGUGGAUGGCUGUGAGCACUGGCCUCCUGCUGACGUCUUCAAACGCCCUUACUUGUAGCCGUUUAAACAUUCAGAAUGUGGCGAUCUGAAAGGGUCAGCCACAUACUAUGUAUGUCAAGCUUGCAACCUAAAGAAUUAGAAAUUUUGCCAUUGGAAAAAAUGGAAGUCUUAAAAGAAACAAACAAAACGCUUGCACCAGAGACGCUUAAAAAACAUACACUCUCAUAGCCAGGUGCUAAUUUAAUUUUCUUUACAAACUUCAGAGAAGCGGUGGGUCUGGCAAGCACUAUUUUCAGACACACUCUUAAAACCACUAGAGGAUUCGCUACCUCUCAGAGCCCUUGGUGCUCUGAGCUGCCUUUACUAACAGGGCACAAAUGUUCGCUCCCUGCUGUGGUUUACAAGAAAAGGGCUACUAACUUAUUAACAAAAACAACAACAGAACAACUUUUAACUAUGGCAGACAAAGUCAGCGCUUUCUCAACUGGAGCAGAGAUCCGUAGGGUUCAAGAAUUUGCUAGUUAAAAAAAAAAAAAAAAAAAAAAGACACUUUCUCUUUACAUACCAUGGGAAGUGCGCAGGAGUAAGGCCAACUGUCACCUUGGGUAGCCCGUGGUCACACUCCCCGGAGAAAGACUGGAAUUCACCGGAAGCAGCCAUUCUAGACCCACUGUCAGGACUACAGCUCCCUGCCCUGAGGUAGAUAGAGUUCAGGUUCUAACGUGAUUCCCAGAUACUCCUGCAGGGUUUUCUUUGGAAACUGAUUUGGCCCAGGCUGUUUUAAAGAGGGACGAGAGAAGGCCUAGCUAUCUUGUCUAAGUGAGUGGCUUUUGUAUAUUCAUAAGCUAUUUUUUGGUAAGAAUUUUAAAUCUUUUAGCUGAACGCCUGCAGGGCAUCACAACCUUUGCCUUCCUGAAAAACACAGUUUAAUCUGUACAAACACUUUAUAAAAAAAAAAAAAAAGCUAAUUAUUGACAUUAGGACCUGACCCCCACACAAUACAGCUUGUUAUCCACUGGACCCGGAAACUGACAUCUUGUGAGCAUCACCUCUGUUGCAAUAUUCUUUUUGAUGUAAUUUGUAGAGAUGUUUUUUAGUUCAUAAUGAACAGCGGAUGUACCCUGAAAAAUUACUUAUUUUGUUUAACUUUGGUAUAAAGGUGUUGGGCAUUUUCUUGGGGCGGGUGGGGGGUGAUUACAAAAGAAAUUUUUCUCCCUCAUCAAAAACAAAACAAAAAAAAUACGUUCAAAGAAAUUAAGUAUUUAUUAUAUUUUUUGCAGAUGUUUCCAUACAAUUCACAUAACCUUUUUGUAAAGAGAGAUGAAGAAAUGGAUUAAAGAUUUUUAAUAUUUGAAAUGGUAAAUAGAGCUAAUUUAUUUGUAAUAUAUUUCUGUUAUUUAUAGAUGUUCCCUUAAUGUUUUCCUGUGCAGUAUGCUUUCAUUUAAGCCUUAUCCUUGUGAAUUUACCGUUUCUUUUUUUAAGAACAUGUCUAGAUGCAUAUUUUAAAUAACUGGAUGUAAAUCAUUAGCAUAUCUGAAUUCCCUAAUGUAAUUUUUAAAAAUUAUUUUGGUUUGGGGAAAAAAAAGAUUCAUUUGAAAGCCUUCAGAUGGAGGGGUGGGAAAGAUUUUUAUGGCUUUCUGAAUUGGAAUUUCAUAGGCUUAUUUACCUAGAUUGUGUGUGGACAAAUAAAAAAAAACCCAACAAUCUGUAAAUACAUGAAUGUUUCCCAUAAUGUAAAAAGAAGGAAUUAAUAAAAUAAUCAAUGCACCGCU
Messenger RNA from Alexandromys fortis (reed vole), 7203 nucleotides. RefSeq names its product DLG associated protein 1 (gene Dlgap1). The record is from RefSeq and is a predicted model, not a curated record. The transcript has 16 exons. Gene Ontology annotation, cellular component: postsynaptic specialization; glutamatergic synapse. Bases 1047 to 4322 code for a protein of 1091 amino acids. Gene Ontology annotation, molecular function: molecular adaptor activity. Lineage: Eukaryota; Metazoa; Chordata; Mammalia; Rodentia; Cricetidae. Gene Ontology annotation, biological process: signaling.